Messenger RNA from Liolophura sinensis, 2511 nucleotides. RefSeq names its product apelin receptor A-like. Gene Ontology annotation, molecular function: G protein-coupled receptor activity. The record is from RefSeq and is a predicted model, not a curated record. The coding region runs from base 310 to 1581 and encodes 423 amino acids. Gene Ontology annotation, biological process: G protein-coupled receptor signaling pathway. The transcript is spliced from 2 exons. Gene Ontology annotation, cellular component: plasma membrane. Lineage: Eukaryota; Metazoa; Mollusca; Polyplacophora; Chitonida; Chitonidae.
CGUGGUUUGUUAAUGGAAUGCGAUAGAGUUAGUCCACGGUAUGACCACAGGUAUUUCACUUGAGGAAUCAGUUAAGAUUUGCUUGGACACCAUGUAAUUGCUCCAUCGCUACAUACACGGGUAUCUGGUCUCCUUAACCAUAUAGGCAUACAUCAUCUUUUCUAAACUCACUGCAGAAAUGCCGGCUUUGAUGCAGAUAACAGCGACUCCAGUGCCACCAGCUCCAGGGUGUUACACAGGCAACCAGGCUACUCGAUGAGGUCAUAAACCAUUCCACGGAGAAAUAGGCCUACGUAAGACGUUGCUAAGAUGAGCGCCAACAACAAAAGUGAACUUCGUAGUGGCAAUCUGUCCAUAUUGUUGAAGCUUGAUGAGGAAGUUUGGAAUUCGCUACUUCCAGUCACGGUAUAUCUCGCGAUUCUUAUCGCUAUGGGCAUCGUGGGGAACAGCCUUGUUGGGAUCAUAUGGUCUACGAAAAUGAAGCGUUCAUCGACAAAUGUGUGUGUUUUGUUGUUGGCGUUUUAUGACAUACUGACGUGUAUGGUCGGCAUUCCUUUAGACAUUCACGACUUGUCCGUGUACUACACGUCUGAUAACGCCAUCAUGUGCAAAGUCUCGCGAUUUCUCAUCAAUAUUUCCGUGUACGGCUCAAUCACUGUACUUGUAUUUAUUGCCAUAUUGCGCUACGUGAAAGUCUGCAAGCCCCUCAGCACGUUUCCCUUGAAGUCUCGCGGGAUUAUCCUUAUCUCUACAGGGAUGGGGCUGGGGUUGUCAUGGCCAGUCUUACUGCUUCACGGUCUUGAAAUCCGCCCCACACCGAUACCGGGGCUAAACGGCCAGGGCUGCGGUAUUGUCCAACACCUCAUAGGAACGAUUUAUCCAAACAUAUAUUUUGCAGUGCUAGGUGUCAUCUUUGUUGGCGCAUGUAUUUUAUUGACCGUGUUGUACGCUUGUAUUGCCUGGCAUAUUUUCCGCAGAAACCAACGCCGACGGACUGGAAGUUUUGGACAGACCCAUAACAAAAAGAUCGUUGUAAAAUCAACGAAUGGUCAGAAAACGGAAUCGCGACCACUUUCCAGUCAAUCCGCACAACGGAGCUUCACCGUAACAACUAACAGUAUCAUGUUUUUCGCGAUAACACUGGCAUUUGUGCUCAGUUUUCUUCCGAGCAUGGUUAUGCUUUCGAUAAAAGCCAAACGACCUCACAUCGAGGUUACCUUGAAUGAUUGGCAGUUUGCCGCCUUCAUGUUCUGUUUUCGGACUUAUUUCAUCAACAACUGUAUUAAUCCUAUCUUGUACGGAUUCUGGAACCGUCGUUUUCGAGAAGAGUGUAUGACAUUAAUGACAAGCUUCCGAGAGGGUUGUCGAAUAGAAAGACCUGACCAUUCCACGACAGGCAAUCCGUCAGAGGAAUUGAAAUCCCCGCCACCCCCAGUAACCAGUAAAGCCAAUUUGCGUCCCCCAAGCCUUAGUAGUCUCGAACUUUCCAGCAGUGCGAAUCCAGAAAACUGCGCUGUGGAGAAAGCACCCAUCUCCAAGAGCACCUUCUACACAGAAACUCCGCUAUGUGCCAAACAAUAACUCUCCAGUACAUCUGGAGCCGAUUUCGCAGGAUCAUUUUUUAACCGAAGCCAAUACUUGAAAUCUCGAUAUAAUACGGAGUUUAUUCCCCUCUAUGGGAGAUCCACUUUUGGUAUAUUUGUCUCCGUGAAACAUUUGUAAUGUGUUUCCAGUGUUAGCCCGCAUGAUCUAAAAAUACGUCUUUAAAGGAAACAUGAAAAGUCGCUAUAGACCAAAGGGUAUGGUUUUAAGGAAUUUGAAUAAAAAUUUACCCCCAAAACGAAAUUUAUUUUUGAGGCAUAUUUUAUAUUUCUUAAUAAACCUUUCAUUUUAAGCAUAUUUUCCGUCAGUGGUCGGAAUAAUCACAAAUGACGUCAUUGAAAAACAUACCAGGAACGCGGAACCAGAUUGGCUCCCUCAAUUCGUGGUUUCCCCCCAUCAAAGUCAUACUGACAGCUAUGACCGUUGACGUCACCACAGUGGACUACUUACCUUGUGAACUGCACCCCUGACGGAUUUGAAAAAUUGUAAUUCAAAGCCAUGUUUUGCGUUCCAAAUAGGAAGCUGACAAACAUCAUAUAACACGUAUUAAGAAAUAAAAUCAUGUGUCAUUUAAAUGUCAAAUCAAUUUUUUGUGGAUUCGUGGAUUCGCGACGGACUCUCGUCAUCAUAAUUCAUACACCAUAAUCUUUUGGGGGAUCACUUGCCCCAUUCCGGCCCAUUGGUUUCAAUGUCGACCGUGCCGACAACGUGGUAGGCUUUGUGAAACACUGUAUAGUGGAUGUUAUUUCAUAUUCUUUCUUGUCAACAGCAGAUACGUGCCUCAUCAAUAAGCUUGCUAUGAGUUCAAGUCCAGCUCAUUCUGGCUUCCCCUCCGGUCGUGCGUGAGGAGAUAUGCCAGCAAUUUAUUAUGAAUUUUUUGUGAAUUUCUUGUGUAACUAGAGGUCUAUA